AUGGCAGACGACGAUGAAGGCUGGACCCGCGUCAAGCCCAGCAAGUGGGCCAGCCGUCUUCGAUCCGCCAACAGCGCUGCGAUCAAUCUGCCUGACCCCGGUCCUAAGCCCACCUCGGCCAAUCAGGUUAUUGUCCAGCAGCUUCAGAAGGACUUUGAGUCUAUCAAGAGUGACCUGGAUGCCUGGUUUCCCCAAGACGAGCUGCGUGGGAUUUUCUCGGCUUAUGUAGCUGCGCAUUCCCAAUCCGGCCAGGGCCCCGUCUCCCAGAUUGUCUGCUUUGGCAUUGGCUGCUUCGACCACCCCGAUGGCAACUGGCAGGCGAAGCGUACCUCAUACUGUCAGCUGGCGGCGCUGCUGCUUAUUGCAGAGGAACUUGAAAAGACGCAGGAUAGGGAGCCGUUCAACAUCAUCUUCCAGGAGCCUGCUUUCAACGCCAAUGACAUCGCCUUCAUCAAGUCUCUUGGCCAUACCGUUGUCGAUUCUCCAGAGGGCAACCAAUACAUCCACGCCAACACGCUCUUCUAUGGCCCUCACUUAUACUACCAAUUAUAUGCCGAAGCUCUCCAGGGUGAGCUGCCAGUGAUUUAUGUGGGCUCUGGCAUUGAAUGCUGGGAGCUGAAGUAUUGUCUGACUGCCAGUACCCAAUUCCUUCCGCGAGACCAUCCAGUUACCAUGGUCCCCCUCAAGAAGAUUUUCUCAGAAUACCAGAAGUUCCAAUUCCCCGAGGUCAAGAGCGGACUCAUUUUUUACAAGACAUACAUCUGCCUCCGGCCGCCAGAGGCUUUACCAGAGGCUGCUUAG
This is a messenger RNA of Trichoderma citrinoviride, 801 nucleotides long. RefSeq lists its product as hypothetical. The transcript is spliced from 3 exons. Lineage: Eukaryota; Fungi; Ascomycota; Sordariomycetes; Hypocreales; Hypocreaceae. Bases 1 to 801 code for a protein of 266 amino acids. The record is from RefSeq and is a predicted model, not a curated record.